GCUCAGAGCUGUCCUCUGUCCUCUCCAGCUCAGCAUGGCUAAGGCACUGCUUGCACUAGGGCUAUUGAGCCUGUGCUGGUCUCUGGCCAUUACUCACCCUCUUUCUCCGGCCCCUGAAAGCAAAACUGAAGGUAGAAAUGGGGUCCAGCUGUAUUCAAACAUGACUGAACUCUGUGCUGAUGACUGGCGCUUCGAUGCUAUCACCCUGGAUGACAGUGGGGCCAUGACAUUUUUUAAAGGGGAGUUCAUGUGGAAGAGUCCCAACUGGACCCGUGAGUUAAUCUCAGAAAGGUGGAAGAAUUUCAACAGCUCAGUGGAUGCUGCAUUCCGCCAUGAACACAACAGUGUCUUCCUGAUCAAGGGGGACAAAGUAUGGCUCUACCCUCCUGAGAAGAAGGAGAAAGAAUAUCCACAGUUGCUCCAAGAUGAGUUUCCUGGAAUCUCAUCACCACUGGAUGCGGCUGUGGAAUGUCACCGUGGAGAAUGCCAAGAUGAAGGUGUCCUCUUCUUCCAAGGUAACCACAUAUGGUUCUGGGACUCGACCACCAAAACCAAAAAGGAGCGCUUCUGGCCAGCUGUUGGGAACUGCUCUUCUGCCCUGCAAUGGCUCGGCCGCUUCUACUGCUUCCAGGGUAACCAGUUCCUGCGCUUCAACCCAGUCACAGGAGAGGUGCUUCCGCACUACCCUCUGGAUAUGCGAGACUACUUCAUGCCCUGUCCUGGCAGAGGUCAUGGACAUAGGCAUAGGACUGGCCACAAGAACAGUACCCAACAGGGCUAUCCGAAUAUGCGCUGUAACCCAGCUCUAGUCUUAUCUGCACUGCUGUCUGACAACCAAGGGGCCACCUAUGCCUUCAGUGAAAACCAUUACUGGCGCCUGGACACCAGGAAAGAUGGAUGGCACAGCUGGCCCAUUGCCCAUAAAUGGCCCCAGGGUCCUUCAACAGUGGAUGCUGCCUUUUCCUGGGAGGACAAACUCUAUCUUAUCCAAGGCACUCAGGUGUAUAUCUUUCUGACAAGGGGAGGAUAUACCCUUGUAGAUGGUUAUCCAAAGAGGCUGGAGAAGGAGAUUGGUAACCCUCAUGGGAUCAAUCUGGCUUCUGUGGAUGCAGCCUUUGUCUGUCCUGGGUCUUCACGGCUUCAUGUCAUGGCAGGACGGAAGCUCUGGUGGCUAGACCUGAAGUUAGGAGCUCAAGCCAUAUGGACCGAGGUUCCUUGGGCACACGAGAAGGUUGAUGGAGCUCUGUGUAUAGAAAAGUCCUUUGGCCACACCUCAUGUUCUACCAGUGGUCCCAGUAUAUACCUCAUUCAUGGCCCCAAUUUGUACUGCUACGGUGAUGUGGAGAAACUCAACGCAGCCAAGGUCCUUCCCCAGCCCCAGAAUGUGGCUGGCUUACUAGGCUGCAGUCACUGAAAGGGUUCCUUUUUGUUAGCUUGGUCUGGUUCUUUCUUUCCGAUUUCCUUAAAAUAAAGCCAUGGUACUGUUUCACUUGAA
Messenger RNA from Suncus etruscus (white-toothed pygmy shrew), 1495 nucleotides. RefSeq names its product hemopexin (gene HPX). The transcript is spliced from 10 exons. The coding region runs from base 35 to 1414 and encodes 459 amino acids. The record is from RefSeq and is a predicted model, not a curated record. Gene Ontology annotation, biological process: intracellular iron ion homeostasis; heme transport. Gene Ontology annotation, molecular function: heme transmembrane transporter activity. Lineage: Eukaryota; Metazoa; Chordata; Mammalia; Eulipotyphla; Soricidae.